Orbicella faveolata is the source of this 3261-nucleotide messenger RNA. Its product is annotated as nuclear cap-binding protein subunit 1-like. Gene Ontology annotation, molecular function: protein binding; mRNA binding; RNA cap binding. Gene Ontology annotation, biological process: nuclear-transcribed mRNA catabolic process, nonsense-mediated decay; mRNA export from nucleus. Lineage: Eukaryota; Metazoa; Cnidaria; Anthozoa; Scleractinia; Merulinidae. The record is from RefSeq and is a predicted model, not a curated record. Gene Ontology annotation, cellular component: nucleus; nuclear cap binding complex.
UCAUCUUUCCGCCCCUUUGCUGGAAUUUGCUUUUGAUCGAAAAAUGUCCAGGGAGAAAAGGAGAUAUCAAAGUGAAGAUGAAGAAGGAAGAACACGGAAGCGAAGAAGAACAACAGAAGUUGUGGAUAUUGAAGACCGUCUAGAAUCUCUCAUCACACGUGUAGGAGAAAAAAGUACAUCAUCUCUUGAAAGUAAUCUGGAAGGUCUCGCCAGUGUGCUGGAAGCUGAUUUGCCUAAUUACAAAGAACGCAUCCUCAAGAUUAUUUGCACAUGUGCUGCAAAUCUACCAGAGAAAACAACUGUUUACAGCACACUUGUAGGACUUUUGAAUGCAAAGAACUAUGGAUGUGGAGAGGAGUUUUUAGACAUGAUUCUGGAAAAUCUCAAGGAAGUGCUGAUUGCUGCUCAGUUUGACAGAGCCAGAUUGAUGGUGCGGUUUCUUGCUGAUCUGGUGAACUGUCGUGUUCUCAUGCCUAUUGCACUUUUAGAGUUUUAUGACAAGCUUUUGGCUGCUACCUUGGAGGAAAACACAACACAGGUUCGAUCUGACUGGUUUGUAUACAUGGUACUAUCCUCAUUGCCCUGGGCUGGCAAGGAACUUUCAGAGAAGAAGGGACAGGAAUUUGAACAGCUGUUAACAACUAUUGAGCAAUACAUAAGUUAUAGACACAAGACUCACAUUCCUUCGCUCCGAGUGUGGUCAAAAGAUGAGCCUCACCCUCAAGAGGAGUAUAUGGACUGCCUGUGGGCACAAAUCAAGAAACUGAAAUCUGACAAUUGGCAGGAAAAACAUAUCAGGAGGCCUUAUCUUGCAUUUGAUGAUGUUCUUGGAGAUGCUUUGCAGCAUACCCUUCCAUCAUUCAUGCUUCCAGUACUAAAAGAUGGCAUUGUAUACCCUCUUCCAAAAGUAGUUUAUAGAAUGUUUGAUUACACUGAUGUACCCGAGGGUCCUUCUAUGCCAGGAGCCCAUGCAAUUGAAAGGUACCUAGUAGAGGAGGGUAUCGAGAGAACAAUACGUGCACAUUUUAAGGAUAGAAAAGAAUGUGCAAACCAGCUAUUAAACUUACCUGGAAAGUCUAAAGUGCCAAUGCAUUACUGCAUUAUUGAGGUGAUCUUUUCAGAGAUGUUCAAACUUCCAAACUCACAUCAUCCCCAAAUAUUCUAUGGUGCUUUAAUUAUUGAACUAUGCAAACUACAACCAAAUUCAAUCCCUGGCAUUGUUGCCCAAGCCACUGAACUAUUGUAUGAGAGCUUAAACUCAAUGAACACAACUUGCACUGAAAGGUUUGUCAACUGGUUGUCAUAUCACCUCAGCAACUUUCAGUUUAAAUGGGGCUGGGAUGAAUGGGUUUCUGCCACUGAUGAUGGAUUGGAUUCAGCUAAAUGUGUUUUCUUGAGUGAGCUGUUUGAAAGGAUAAAAAGAUUAUCGUACCAUCAGUUUCUGAUUGAGAACAUUCCUGAAGGAUUGCAUACCCUCCUUCCUGUUGCCCCUGCACCAAACUACAGAUUCACAGAGGAACAAGGAGAGUUACCAGGAGCAGAUGUGGCCAAAAACCUACUAGAAGCCAUCAGAGCUAAGAAAGAUGUAGAUCAACUUCAGACCAUUUUAAACAACAUACCAGCAAAUGCAACUGGUCACGAGGACUUUAAUACCGAUGUGCCAGUGAUCGACCACACUUUCCCGCAAUUAAGAUUGGAGGUCUUGCUUCAUGUUGUGCUCAAACUUGGUUCCAAAUCGUUCAGUCAUACUUUCAGUGCUCUGACAAGGUUCCACAAACUUCUUAAAAAUGUCGUUGUGAAUGAAGAAAGUCAGAUACAUUGUCUGAAGAUUGUGAAUGAGUUUUGGUCCACAAAUCCUCAGAUGAUGGUGGUGUUGGUAGAUAAACUGGUACGCAUGCAACUCACUGAUUGCUCAGCAGUAAUCAACUGGCUUUUUUCCAAGGACAUGAAGGAUAACUUCACAAAGUUAUAUGCGUGGGAAAUAAUGACAGGCACUUUAAAGAAAAUGAGUAAACAUACCAAUAAGGUGCUGGGUGAAGUACAAGAAGCCAAAGAAAAGCUGACAAAAUUGGAGGAAAAAGCUAAAAAACAGCCUGGAGAAGCAAAUGGUGAAUCAAAACCAGACCCAUGUCCAGAGGAAGAAUUGGAUAAAAAGCAGCAACAACUAGAAGAACUUACAGAAAAAUUAGAAAAUGCUCAGAGAACUCAAAAACAACUAUUCCUUAUUGUUUUCCAGCGUUUCAUCAUGAUCCUGACAGAACACAUUGUGCGUUCAGAACAACAUCAGCUGGAUGUCGAAACUCAGUGGUUCAAGUAUACAACUGAGAGACUUCGAGAAGUUUUUAUCAUGAAUCACAACCAAGUUUUUCAGUACUUGAGCUCUCUUGAAACUCUUUUGUUCACAUCUGAUUUGGAUCCACGCAUUUUGAACCUUUUCGAUCAUUUUAAAGCUUUAAGAUCAUAGGAUUGAAUUAUCGCAUUCGAAGUUUUGAGGUUCCAAGGUCAGGGAUGUUUGCGCUUUGAACAGAUUAGGGUAUAAAAAAUAUGUUGUUAAAGUCAUUUUAAGAUUAUUUAAGAAACCAAGUUUCUCUUAUUCUGAGACUAUUGUCUCUCCAAUCUUCUAUUUCAUUACAAACAGUCGUGUUGUUGACGCAUGCUCUGUUCCUAAUAGUUAGUCUUUCUCCAGAUCCAAUUAUGUAGUAUAUUAUGCCAACGUUAAUUUUUUUCAAGUGUAGUUAUACAACUUAGCCAGACGAGUAUCAUUUUUUGUGCUGUUCAAGGCCAUUUCUGGUGUUGUGUGAUUUUUGUAGUUGGGUGUUUAAUUUGAGCUGUAUAUUUCACUUACAAUGCUUGUCCAGUUUCGUGCGUGUGCUUAGUAUCAAAUAAAUGAUUUUCUUAACUAACCUAUUUUACCCCGGAAAAUGAAAGUUUCCCUUUUAUCGUGAUGAUCGCAAAUGAAAGCCAGAUAACUUUUAAGAGAAGUUAGUUUUGUGGAAUCUCGAAUUUUGCAUUGUUUUUCCUUGUAAUCUUACUUCUAAACCCAUGAAUAGAUCUCACUUGUAAUAGCAAUUAGUUACAACAACCUUAUUGACAAGUAUCGCUUUAUGCGUAAUCAGGAAUGUGACGCAAGAGAAUAUGGUGUCUCACUUUUUAACAUGCGUCGUUGACGUGUUCUAGCAUGUUAUCAACUUAUGUUUAUAUUCCACGAUCACAUUCAAUAGUAACAUUUAACUAAUUGCAAUUAGAAAUCUUUAUAUCCAA